AUGAAACAGCUAAAGUGCAAGAAGUCUCCUGGCGAAGACGGUACUCACCCGGAAUUUAUAAUUAGAAUGGGACCAAAAGCCAAGGAAACCAUGCUGACGCUUUUCAACGAAAUCUGGGAGACCAGUCUUGUACCUUACAAAUGGAAAGUUGCCAUAGUAAUACCA
Molecule: messenger RNA, 165 nt
Organism: Rodentolepis nana
Lineage: Eukaryota; Metazoa; Platyhelminthes; Cestoda; Cyclophyllidea; Hymenolepididae
Source: the annotation of a GenBank genome assembly